AUGGCCGAACAGACGGAGCGUGCAUUCCAGAAGCAACCAACGGUAUUCCUCAACAAUAAGCUACGAACAUUGGGUAUUGGUAAGAAGGCAAAAAAGGACAUACGUUAUGUGCGAAAUGCAAUCACUGGGACGUAUAUUGAUAAGAAGUGUCCAUUCACCGGUAACGUAUCCAUCCGUGGUCGUAUUUUAACUGGUGUUGUUGUGAAGAUGAAGAUGCAGCGGACAAUUGUCAUUCGACGUGAUUACUUGCAUUUCGUCAAAAAAUAUCGCCGAUAUGAGAAACGCCAUCGCAAUAUGUCUGUGCAUUGCUCACCAGCUUUCAGGUUGAUUUUUUCUUUUUUCAAGAUAAAAUAGGG
Messenger RNA from Gongylonema pulchrum, 356 nucleotides. The record is from the annotation of a GenBank genome assembly. NCBI's taxonomy places the organism in Eukaryota, Metazoa, Nematoda, Chromadorea, Rhabditida, Gongylonematidae.